AUGAAGUUCUCCGGUGUUAUUGCUCUAUCUCUCAUUGCCGUGGCCUCUGCCCAGAGCGAGGCUCCCUCCACGACUGUUGAGCUCUCCCCAGUUGCCAGCUGUGCCGCCCAAUGUCCUGACACGGAUCUCUGCUGCCAGGCAGCUUGCGCCGGCGUCCCAUGCCCUGACCACUCGGGUGCCAUCAAAACCAACGAAUGCUCUGCGAAAUGCGAACAGGGCGAUGGCAGCCCAGGUCAGACCGAAGCCUUUGCUCGUUGCCAGGCUGCCUGCGUCAAGAGCUUCUUCUUGACCUACAGCGCCGCCCCUGCUGCCACUCAGCCCGGCUCUCCUUCCAACAGCGCUGUUCCAACUGGCGACUCUACUGACGCCCCAACUCGCUCUGGCUCCGAGCCAACCGGCACCUCGACUCCCACUGGUGAUGCCUCCAGCACCACCACCCCGAACGCUGCUGCCCCCUUGUCCGGCUCCUCUGCUGCAACAUUCCUCGGCUUGGUCCUUGCCGCCUUUGCUCUCUAA
Messenger RNA from Uncinocarpus reesii 1704, 516 nucleotides. RefSeq lists its product as uncharacterized. The transcript is spliced from 3 exons. Lineage: Eukaryota; Fungi; Ascomycota; Eurotiomycetes; Onygenales; Onygenaceae. The record is from RefSeq and is a predicted model, not a curated record. The coding region runs from base 1 to 516 and encodes 171 amino acids.